This is a messenger RNA of Vigna unguiculata (cowpea), 955 nucleotides long. Its product is annotated as putative homeobox-leucine zipper protein ATHB-51. Gene Ontology annotation, biological process: positive regulation of DNA-templated transcription. NCBI's taxonomy places the organism in Eukaryota, Viridiplantae, Streptophyta, Magnoliopsida, Fabales, Fabaceae. The record is from RefSeq and is a predicted model, not a curated record. Gene Ontology annotation, cellular component: nucleus. Gene Ontology annotation, molecular function: sequence-specific DNA binding; DNA-binding transcription factor activity, RNA polymerase II-specific.
UGUAUUAGUGAGGUCCAUAUAAAGAUUGGAGGUGUAGUGAUAAGUUAAAGAGAAGAGAGACAAGAAAACAAACAAGAGCAGACAUGGAGUGGAACGGGAGCACAAGACGUUAUGUUCCUCGACCAGACUCUUCCUUCGGCUUCCUUUACAACUACAACUACACACCAUACCCAGGAAUUGAAGUGAAGCAACAAAGUGUAGCGGAGUCAAGUUCGUCCAUGGAAAAAAUGAACCAGGACAAGAAGAAGAGAUUAACGAGCGACCAGUUGGACUCGUUGGAGAGUAGUUUUCAGAAGGAGAUAAAGCUUGACCCUGAUAGAAAGAUGAAGCUUUCCAAGGAGUUAGGGCUUCAACCUCGUCAAAUUGCUGUCUGGUUCCAAAAUAGGCGUGCAAGGUGGAAGAACAAGCAACUUGAACACUUGUACGAUUCGCUUAAACAGGAAUUUGAUGUCAUAUCCAAGGAAAAACAGAAGCUAGAGGAAGAGGUAAUGAAGUUGAAGGGUAUGCUGAGAGAACAAGCUUCUAGAACACAAGUAUCAACAGGUUACACAGAAAUCUCUGGAGAAGAAACAGUAGAAAGCACGUCAGAGGCUCUGCGUUGCUCGAAACGAAGAACAGUGCAGCAGCAGCAGCAGCAUCAGCAGCAUCAGAAUAUCGGAGAAGGAAACUGUUCUUUCACUUUGGAAGAUUACAACACAGUUCCAGUACUACCCUACUGGCCUGGGGUCCCUUACUAUCCCUAGUAGUGAAUAAUACUUUGUGUUUGAAAUAAUAAUAUUAUUGCGAGUGAUGAUGAGUUUAGUUAUAAUUAACUUAAUUUAUUGGUAACGUAAUUUGUGUGUGUAGUGUGGUUAAGGUGAUGGAAAACCCUUUUUCCGUAGGAACUGACAUUAGGAUAAAAUCAAAGAGAUCGAGCAGAGAGACCUGCAUGUUGUUGGUUGGUACGGUAAUUAUU